AUGCUAAGAUCUAAUAUAUUUUUCUUAAUUUUUUUCCUUUUCCUUUUUUUUGCUAUAGAUUGUACUAAUAAAAAAUUUUCGAAAAUCUAUAUAAACAAAAAUUUUGAAAAAAAAAUUACUAAAAGAAAUAAAUGUUUUUUUUUUUUUUUAAAAAUAAAGAGUACUAUUUUUAAGAAAAAAUUUUAUAAUAAUAAGAAAAAUUCUUUAAAAGCUCGUAAAAUAGAUCAGAAAAAAUUAAAAAGAAUAAAGAAUUAUCAAUAUGCAAUGAAACAUAUGUAUGACAAAAAUGGAAAAAGAAUAAAACAGAUUAAUAAAGAAAGAAAAUCUUUAAAAAAAAAAAAAUUAUUUGAUUAUGAAGGAUUUAAAGUAGAUAAAAUUUUUACUUGCUUAAGUGAAGAAGAUAUGAAAGAAUUAAGGGAUGAAGAAUUAAAAAGAAAAUCAGGAGAAAUUUUGCAUAAUAAUAAAUAUAUAGAUAAUUACGGAGUAGAGUCAGAAAGUGAUAUAAAUGAAAUAUAG
Messenger RNA from Plasmodium relictum, 516 nucleotides. RefSeq names its product conserved Plasmodium protein, unknown function. NCBI's taxonomy places the organism in Eukaryota, Apicomplexa, Aconoidasida, Haemosporida, Plasmodiidae. The record is from RefSeq and is a predicted model, not a curated record. The transcript has a single exon. Bases 1 to 516 code for a protein of 171 amino acids.